This is a messenger RNA of Botrytis porri, 1914 nucleotides long. RefSeq lists its product as uncharacterized. The transcript is spliced from 2 exons. The record is from RefSeq and is a predicted model, not a curated record. NCBI's taxonomy places the organism in Eukaryota, Fungi, Ascomycota, Leotiomycetes, Helotiales, Sclerotiniaceae. The coding region runs from base 1 to 1914 and encodes 637 amino acids.
AUGGCUUCCCACAGACGACAACGAUCUCAUCUUCCCUUUCCAUCAGUCUCCCCCUCCCAACAAACACCACGUCCACUUCCUCUUCCUCUCCCAACAGAGAUGAAAAAAUACCAAACUUGGCAAACAGCUCGGUCGAUUUCCAUGGAUAUCAAGAAUGUGCCAGUCCCACCUCUAGCACGUCGAUCAGCGACAGCUCCUGUGAUCGGUACCACCUCCGAUCAAUUCAUAGAUUAUGACCGGAGCUCAUCACCCGAACCCGGAUUCUACCCAAAGUCCGUAGCGAAACCCGAGGCGCCAACUCGGUACACUACGUCGUACUACCAUAUCCUUGGACUGCCGGAAAGUCCUGAUGUUACCACAGAGGAAAUUGAAGAGGCGUUUCAGAAGCUCAUACAAAAUCCAUCUUCACACCCAUCACAUCACUAUGAUAACCUGGAGCGGAUUCGUAAAACGCUCACUGGCUCAACCAGACGACGCGCCUACGAUCAUGGCCGUCGUGCUCACUUACUUCACCAAUCUCAACUGAAAGAUCGGGAGCGUUUUGAGGAAAUGCACAAAGACUCUGACAAGCUUUCAAGAGAUCGGGAGCGAUUUGAGAAAAUGCGCAACGACUGUGACAAACUUUCAAAAGCUCACAGUACUACUGCUCAGGAGAUCCAAGCCUUGAGCGAUGAUAUGAGAAUGAAAAGUCUGGAGAGCGAAUUGAAGAUGGUCAAAAAAGAGGUGGCAGCAACCAUUAAGAGAAAAGUCAAAAACAUGGGGCUGAGUAUGAGUUUGGAUGGAUUGGACGAGGAAGAGGGAGUACCUUGGGAGGAAAUAGAUUUCGGUACCAGAAGUUCCCAAAUUGUGGGGGAAAGGUUGGGUCUUGAAUUUGAAUUCAAUGGGUCUGGUAGUGAGGAGGAUUCCGGGGAUGAAAAUGGAUCCGAAGGCGUAUUUUCAGACAGAGAGGAAGAGAGAAGAAAGCCUAGAAGAUCGGAAGAGUCCGAACAAAUCAAAAGGCUUGAGGAAUUUGAAGAAUUGUCUGCAUCUGCGAUGACAGGAAUAUUGUCAAGUAUGUCUUCUUCUGGACUUGAAAAGGCUCCGAUCGCUCCAGAGACGAUUGCCAAAAAAAAUCAAGAGAUAUGGGAUGUCAAGGAUGAAAAUCUGUCUGCGCCCGAAGAGGCAGUAUCAUUUCCACAGGCAGAUUCCACUGAUAUCAAAAAUAUAUCGCCCCCUGCAGAGAUAAUUCUGAAAAGCGACAGAGAGGACUCGGAUACGAAGGACGCGGAUGAGAAGAUUCCAGAUAUUCGAGAAACGACCCCAAAAGAAACGACCCCAAAGGAAAUGCCCAAGUCCAAACCCGGCAAAGAACCUGCAGAUCCCAAAAACAAAACGCAGGAAACUCCAGACACUCCCAAGCCCACCACACAUACCGCCCCAACAACCCCGCCACCGCCCACCGAAACCGAUCUCCCUGACCUCCUCAGCAUCGUCGAAUUUCUCUACCCCACACCUCCUCCGACCCCAGAAGCAAAAACGAAGAAGAAAAGGGAAAAGGUUUCUUACAAAGAGAUCUGGGAAUUCGAUUACAACUCCGAAUCAGAAUGCGAAUCAGAUCCCGAUUGCGAAUCCAAUGCUGAGUCUUCACCAGAGGGACCAGAAAUCCUCCCCUCGUUCUCCUCCCCAUCUCCAUCUCCACGUUUCACCCAGUCCCUCAGUCCCGACCUCACCCCAAACCUCCACGAACUUCCCGGUUCCGAAAUCUGGGAACUCGGUUACCCGAAUCACAACCUCAACCCCACCAAAGAACAAGAAAGGGAGGAAGAACACGAAACCAUAAUUCUCUUCCUCCAGUUUAUCAUAGUUUUCUCGUUAGCGACUGCUGCAUGGGGUUGGUUUGGCGGGGGGUGGGUGUUGAAUUUGGUUUUGGUUUGA